AUGACGAAAAAAAAAAUAUGGGUAUUGACAAUAAAGCUUAAGAAGACAUUAAUUCUUUUAGCCAUCUUAGCAUGUUGCCACACAGCUUUGGCAGGACUACUGGCAGCACCAACAGCAUAUAGUACUGCGUUAGCUUCACCUUUAACAGCGCUAGCUGCAGCACCUAUAACGAAAUAUGCAACUGCUGCAUAUGCUGCACCAUUUGCUGCAACUCCAUUGGCGCAUUCAUAUGCUGCAACAUAUACUGCCACACCGAUUACGGCGUAUGCAGCCCCUGUACGUGCGUCAUACCUAACAAAAUAUGUAGCAGCCACCCCAUCAGCACCUGUAUACACAACAGCGUAUGCAGCCGCACCAGCGGCUUAUGCUAGCUACGCAACACCAUAUGCGCUACCCACUGCUUAUGCUACACCAUUAGCUAAAUAUGCAACAACACCGUUCGCUUCAUCACUACAUGCUGCUGCUUACUCAGCACCUUUUGCAGCGCCUUUCGCAGCAGCAGCAGCAGUAAAUGCUUGGUAG
Teleopsis dalmanni is the source of this 522-nucleotide messenger RNA. Its product is annotated as ice-structuring glycoprotein-like. The record is from RefSeq and is a predicted model, not a curated record. The coding region runs from base 1 to 522 and encodes 173 amino acids. NCBI's taxonomy places the organism in Eukaryota, Metazoa, Arthropoda, Insecta, Diptera, Diopsidae. The transcript is spliced from 2 exons.